AUGCUACCUACUUUCAGUACCGGAACUAUAAGCCUGAACACGUUAUGCCCUGGCCAUCCCGGCCAUUUUGUUGCUUCUGGUUGCGCGACCGUGGACGCGGACGCAGCCUCGUACUCCGGCGCUUCUCCUCCAGUUUCAAUCCCCUGCUUUGCCUCCGGUAGGUGGGAAGAGGAUGAGAAGAAUCGAAAGAAAACCGACGAACUAUGGUGUGGGUGGAUCUAG
This is a messenger RNA of Linum trigynum, 222 nucleotides long. The record is from the annotation of a GenBank genome assembly. NCBI's taxonomy places the organism in Eukaryota, Viridiplantae, Streptophyta, Magnoliopsida, Malpighiales, Linaceae.